AUGUUUCCCACAUUCACCGGCGACUCUCGGCGGCCGCGCAACGUGAACCUCAGCAGACAGCGGCCCUCGAAUCCCUGGGGCCCCAGCGGCUGGGGCGCAAACCCAGGCGCAUCAUCUGGUGCCUCCAAGACGGUUGCCCAUGCUCAAGCAGAAAGGGAGAAGCGCCAGAAGAAUCGCGAAGAGCUUGUCGCUGCGAAGCGGCUCCAGAGGAUAUGGAGGGGAUGUUGCGCGAGGCAGAAGAUUAGAGAAAGUCAUCGUCGGGCAUUUGACAACGAAAUGCAGCGUGCCGGGGGUACCGAUCUUGGCCACAUCACCAAAACGUUGCCACUGCUGGUGGCUCUUUUUGACCCAAAGCGAGACGACGACCAGAAUAGAGCACGAGAUCAUCAACUCGGAAGCCUCAACCAGCACUCUCUUGAUCGCCUGGUCGGUCUCAUCGUCGCUGCCCUUGAAAGAGGACCAUUCGCUUCCGCCCGUGCGCUCCUACCCCUUUUAUCUGAGCUGGUGACAAAACGGCCUUGGAGUGUUGGCUCAAUCCUCGGCCGGUACUAUCAUGUUGCGGCACGGUACUUUUCAGAGGGCAUGGAUCCUGCCGAGCAAGCAAUGCUCUGCGACGUUGUCCGCGCACCCUUAUCUUCCGAGAAAGCAUUUGACUUCUUGACCUUUGACGGCCUUCCUGUGAUCAGACAGAACCCAGAGGUUCUGUCAGCUGUCAUAGAUCACCGCUUGCUUUCAGAUAUCAUAUCCAAUGCUAUCUUGUCUGGCACAUCCGCAAACAAAACAUCGAGGGACGGUCAGUUAUGGCUCCUAGCACAUUUCAUCGCGCUCAGCAGAACAUCCGCCGGCGGUCAGGAUACCAUUUACCUGAGAGCUCUUUACCUUCAACUUUCGAGUCUUGCCGUCGAUAUCCGUUUGCGGUACAACCAGGAUGACAGUGGCAAUGGCGAUCAGGUUUCGGACGACGAGGAUCUCAAAAUACUUGAUCCUGCGUCAUCCACAUUAUCUGAUUUCGUUGCCGAGCAGCUUGAGUUUCUCGUCAACGACGAUGGCAUUAGUGAACUCUUGCGGAGAUUCACCACAACGUCAUCGCCCAGUGCAGGGCUCUCGGAGGACGCUAAUCUGCUCGCUGGCUACACGUUGGCUUUGCUCAAGUGCUUUCCAAACCAUGGCGACGAUAUCAAGAUGCGGCUCUUUCAUGGCGACAUUACGACGAGCGAUUCCGGCAAACAGCACACUGUGCCGACCGUGAAGUACUUCUGGCACGCGGCGUCAAGGACCGAGAUAUUUCGUAAGCUGAUGCAAAGCAAGAUUACGCAUCCUGCCUCAGUUUUAGGUCCCUUGCUGCAGCCGGGAUCCAAGCACAAUGAGGAGUGGCGCACAAUGCUAUUAUUUCUCGAGCUCUAUAACUUUCUGCUGCGUGUCACGGAUGACGAGGAUUUCCUGCCUUCAACCUUUCAAGCGAUGUCUCAGCAGAGCCCGCAAACAGAACGCAUUCGAUCCAGCGGGCUAGACCAGGAAGAACUCAUAGCGCUAACGAGCUUUCUGAAAAAUCUCACGUUCCCGUUAUAUCACGAUCUACCAAGCAUAAUUUCUUCGGCCAAGGAGCCCGCGCGACUUGACCAUUUCAUGGGGCUACAACCCAAGCCUUUAGCUCAAUCUGGAUCCUCACAAGAGUCCUUAUCUCCCACCUUCGGGAAUGACGUUAUUGGCCUCCGUCAGAUUGCUACCAGCACCAUGAGAUCACUAUACGAGAGGGACUCAUGCCGAAAGUUUCUGCCGCAAGACUUCUGGUUGAUGACAUCAAAGUUCUACAUGAACGGGUUUAUUUCAGCGGUCGUUCUGGAGGAGCAGCAGAAGAACGACACCACUGAAGAAGACGACGAGGACGAGGAUGAGAUUGACAGAACCCGAUUUCAUACUGCAAGUGUCUCGCGCAUAUCACGGGCUGCCCAGAUCGAGCGACAUCGGCAACUAUGCAGGAUGAAGCGCGAGAGGUUACUGGCGCAAGUGACCCCUAAACUCGAGAUUCUCAGGAAUAUGCCCUUUAUUAUCCCCUUCGAGAUUCGAGUGAAGAUCUUUCCGACAGUUCAUCGCCCUCGACAAGAACCGCAGGCGCGGUGGCUAUGA
Molecule: messenger RNA, 2127 nt
Organism: Microdochium trichocladiopsis
Lineage: Eukaryota; Fungi; Ascomycota; Sordariomycetes; Xylariales; Microdochiaceae
Exons: 5
Coding region: 1-2127 (708 amino acids)
Biological process (GO): ubiquitin-dependent protein catabolic process; protein polyubiquitination
Molecular function (GO): protein binding; ubiquitin protein ligase activity
Source: RefSeq, a predicted model, not a curated record